AUGGCAAGAGUCAAAUUCGAGCCUGCCAAAGAUAUCCCAGACCUAAAGGGAAAGGUCGUCCUGGUGACCGGGGGCAACGCUGGGAUCGGAAAAGCAACCAUUCACGCCAUCGCCCUGCACGAUCCCGCACGCAUCUAUCUGUGUGCACGUCGCCGCUCCGCUGCCGAGGCUGCCGCUGCCGAGUUGAAAAGCGCGUGUCGGUACGACAGAAUCGACGUGCUGGAUUUAGACCUAGCAUCUCUAGACAGUGUCAAGAAAUGCGCGGCCGACUUCAACCAACGGGAACACCGUCUCGAUCUCCUCUUCCUCAACGCCGGCGUGGCUGGCACCGCGCCGGCCCUCAGCCCAGAAGGCUACGAGUUCCAGUUUGCGGUCAACCACAUGGGCCACGCUCUUCUCACGCAGUUGCUCCUGCCCAAGAUGUUACAAACGCGGCGAUCGGACCCGAAAGCCGAUGUCCGCAUUGUCGCCACGGCGUCCGAUGCGGCGUUUUCUGAUCCUGUGCUCCCGAAAGGGGGCCUCGCACUGAACGCCAUGCGCCAGCCGAACGCGUAUGGUCCGCUGAGCCUUUACGCUCACUCAAAACUGGCCAACGUGCUUUUCAUCCGCAAACUCUCCCAGCUGUACCCGGAGAUUUCGGCAACUGCGGUGCACCCCGGUGUCGUCAAAUCUGACAUCUGGGGCAAAGGCGCGGGCGGGCUGAUGACCAUGCUGUUGAAACCAGUGGUGUGGGCCACCGCGGUCAACGUCGAUCAGGGCGCAAAAUCGCAGCUGUGGUGUGCCACAGCGCCGCUUGGUGGAGCGACAGGAGUGAAAUCCGGACAGUACUACCAGCCAGUCGGAAAGAUCAGGAUGUUCAAGGGUGCCGCAGCCGACCUGAAGCUCGUUGAUGAGCUCUGGGAGUGGACUAACAAUGAACUUGCCCGUCACGGCGGCAUAGGAUGGCCUGCUGUGUAA
Molecule: messenger RNA, 957 nt
Organism: Capronia epimyces CBS 606.96
Lineage: Eukaryota; Fungi; Ascomycota; Eurotiomycetes; Chaetothyriales; Herpotrichiellaceae
Exons: 1
Coding region: 1-957 (318 amino acids)
Source: RefSeq, a predicted model, not a curated record